Molecule: messenger RNA, 1182 nt
Organism: Ilex paraguariensis (yerba mate)
Lineage: Eukaryota; Viridiplantae; Streptophyta; Magnoliopsida; Aquifoliales; Aquifoliaceae
Source: the annotation of a GenBank genome assembly
AUGAAAUUGCCUAAACCACCCAUGGAGGGCCAUUUAGGACAGAUUGUUAGGUUGAUAUCGGAGGCUAAAAAGCCAAUUCUGUAUGUGGGUGGUGGGUGUUUGAAUUCGGCUGGAGAGUUGAGGCAUUUCGUGGAGCUUACUGGAAUUCCAGUGGCAAGUACGUUGAUGGGUCUUGGGGCGUACCCAUGUUCUGAUGAGUUAUCGCUUCAUAUGCUGGGAAUGCAUGGUACUGUUUAUGCUAACUAUGCUGUGGAUAAGAGUGAUUUGUUGCUUGCAUUUGGGGUUAGGUUUGAUGAUCGUGUGACAGGAAAAGUGGAAGCUUUUGCUAGCCGGGCGAAAAUUGUCCACAUCGAUAUUGACCCGGCGGAGUUAGGCAAAAAUAAGCAACCCCAUGUGUCCAUUUGUGCAGAUAUGAAGUUCGCUUUGGAAGGUUUGAAUUCGAUUCUGGAGGGUGAAAGAGCUAAGCUUAAAUUGGAUUUUUCAGCAUGGAGAAAGGAGCUAAAGGAGCAGAGAAUGAAUAACCCUUUGAGUUUCAAGACUUUUGGAGAUGCUAUUCCUCCACAAUAUGCAAUUCAGGUUCUUGAUGAGUUGACCAAUGGAGAUGCUAUUAUAAGUACUGGUGUUGGGCAGCAUCAGAUGUGGGCGGCCCAGUUUUACAAGUAUAAUAAACCUCGACAGUGGUUGACAUCGGGUGGAUUAGGGGCUAUGGGAUUUGGAUUGCCUGCUGCUAUUGGAGCUGCUGUUGCAAGACCUGAUGCAGUUGUGGUGGACAUUGAUGGUGAUGGAAGUUUUAUCAUGAAUGUUCAAGAGUUAGCUACUAUUCGAGUGGAGAAUCUUCCAGUCAAGAUAAUGUUGCUUAAUAACCAGCAUUUGGGUAUGGUUGUUCAAUGGGAGGAUCGGUUCUAUAAGGCUAACAGGGCUCACACUUACCUGGGAAACCCAUCGAAUGAGGCAGAGAUUUUCCCUAAUAUGUUGAAGAUUGCGGAGGGUUGUGGUGUUCCUGCAGCCCGUGUGACACGGAAGGGAGAUCUCAAGGAUGCAAUACAAAAGAUGUUGGAUACCCCCGGGCCAUACUUAUUGGAUGUAAUAGUGCCUCAUCAGGAGCAUGUCCUACCUAUGAUCCCUAGUGGUGGAGCCUUUAAGGAUAUAAUUACUGAGGGUGAUGGAAGAACUAAGUAUUGA